This is a messenger RNA of Prorocentrum cordatum, 1823 nucleotides long. The record is from the annotation of a GenBank genome assembly. NCBI's taxonomy places the organism in Eukaryota, Dinophyceae, Prorocentrales, Prorocentraceae.
GUGCGGUUGUGUGGAUAUGUGCGUGCCUUCACUAAAGCAGACAGCCUCGAUCCCGCCCGCCGCGCUCCUGCGUCCCCACCUCCGCCGCACUCCCUCCUCGUACACUCCCGCGCGCCAUGGCCGAGGCCGCCGCGGCCGUUGCCAAGUGGGAGGCGAUGUGGUCGCGGGACGGCGGGCUGCAGCCCGGCCAGGCGUUCGACGCCUCUGCCGUGGAGCCUGCCUUUGCCGACUUGCUGCGAGCGGCGGACCCGCCACUGCCGCGGGAAGGCGCCGGUGGCGCACGGCCUCGGGCGCUGGUGCCCGGGUGCGGUCGCGGCUACGCGGUCGCGGAGUUGGCGAGGGCGGGCUAUGAGGCGACGGGUCUCGAGCUCGCUCCCACGGCGGUGCAGGCCGCGCGCGAGCACCUCGGCGGGCAGCCAGACGCGCACGUGCAGGGAGGCGACUUCUUCGACUUCGACCCCGGCGCCGGCUUCGACCUCGUCUACGACUGCACGUUCCUGUGCGCCAUCCCCCCCGAGCGCAGGGCCGACUGGGCGGCCAAGAUCGAGCAGCUGCUGCGGCCGGGGGGCGAGCUCGUGGCCCUGAUCUUCCCGUGCUUCCCGGACGGCCCCGACCCCGCGGACGCGCCUGACACCGCGGGCGGCGCCGGCGGGGGCCCGCCCUACGCGAUGAGCCCGCGGCUGGUGGAGCGCCUGCUCGCCGGGCGCAGGCUCGCCAGGCUGUCCCUGGAGGCCGUGCCCGCCGAGAGGCUGGCGCGCCGCGUCAGCAGGGCCGGCGAGUUCGUCGGCCGCUGGCAGCGGCUGCCCGACGAUGCCCCAGGCGGGGAGGCCCCAGCCGAGCUCGGGGAGGCCGCAGGCGAACGGUGAGUGCUGCAAUGGGCCUCCGUCGGCGGCGGGCGGCGGAGGCGCCCAAGAGCUCGUCCGCUGAGGCUCGGCCGCCGACCGCCGAGCGGCCCGUAGCGAGAGCCUGGGCGGCCCCUGCGCGGCUCGAGGAGGCCCAGGGCCGCGGGCCCCGGGCGGCCUCGGUGGGGGGCGGCCGAGCCGCCGCACGGCGGGCGGCCGCCGCCCGCCGCCGCUCGCUGUUUUGUAGCCCGUGGCCUCGAGCUGGGGCGGUUGUGGGAGCCUCCUCCUCCUCCUCCUCCUCCUCCUCCUUCUCCUCCUCCUCCUCAUCAUCAUCAUCAUCCUUCUCCUCCUCCCAUGCCGAGCCGCGAGAGGCCCUGGGCACAGCACAGUGUGUACAGUAGGGCGUGCUGCGAACUUCGGGCGUGCGUCUGCGGCUCGUGGGCUUUUUAUUGUUUUUGCUGGUGCGGAGAGGACUCGUGCUGACGCAGCCCUGGAUAUAUGAUGGGCACAGCGGACAUGCGCGCAGUUGCUCUCGCACUUUGCCAGGAGCAUGGGGCAUUCUCGAGCGCAGUGGCUAUGCUCCCAGACAGCAUGCGCUUACACAGUUCAAGUUGAUCCAACGGUCGUGGGCGGGAAACAUGUCCAUACCAACGGCCACGCGGGCCGACCCCCAGGCCGCGACCCCAUGGAUAAGGGGUGUGUUUCGCGGAAGGCCCGCGUGGAACGUGUCCAUGCGACCGCGUAUCCACGGGGAUUGCGCCCCAGCAUCCAGACCGCGAGGGCAUGGAUGUGGACAUGAUCACCGUUCGUGAAAAGAGCCCUCACGCCGUUCCGCCGACCCCCGCGUGGUGGAUGGACGCACGCAUCCCGGGCUGCAGCGUGCUGCCCGGCCCGCCGCACGGGCUUCACGGCUUCGCUUGCAGAGAAGAGCCCCGGCCCGCCGCCUGCGCUUCUUUGCUGGCGACGAGCGAUAUGAAGUAA